GCUCCAGCAACCAGUCCGCUCCGCGAUUACGUUCAGAGUGUACGCGUGUUUCAUCCAGUGACCAAACUAUAUACGACAUUAUGUCCACGAAAGACGGAGGCCCUGUGAUCUGCAACAGCUGCAAUGCAGCUAUCAGCGGCAGAAUAGUGACAGCGCUCAACAAGAAGUGGCACCCCGAGCACUUCACGUGCAACACGUGCCGGAAGCCGAUCGACGGCGCCAAGUUCCACCAGCACGACGGCGGCGUGCACUGCGUGCCCUGCUACUCCGAGCACCACAGCCCGCGCUGCCAUGGCUGCGGGGACCCCAUCACUGACCGCGUGAUCCAGGCCCUGGGCGCGUCGUGGCACGCGCACCACUUCGUGUGCGGCGGCUGCCGGAAGGAAUUGGGCGGAGGAGGCUUUAUGGAACAGGCGGGGCGGCCGUACUGCUCGUCGUGCUACGCGGACAAGUUCGCGUCGCGCUGCGCGGGCUGCGGCACCCCCAUCGUGGACAAGGCCAUCAUCGCGCUGGACGCCAAGUGGCAUCGCGAGUGCUUCACCUGCACCAAAUGCAGAAAUCCCGUCACGGAUUCCACAUUCUCGGUUCUGGACAACAAACCAUUGUGCGGAAAAUGCGCAUAAACACACAAACACACGCACGCACACAAACACACGUUACUACGUAUUAUACUAUUUAUUAUCACACACACUGGUCCCAUCGACAGAAUCCAAAGUGCACUUACCACACUGCCCAUUUCAAAUUCACCUAAAAUGUUAAUAUUAUUUCUCGUCACUAAAGUUGAAACUGUAUGAUUGUUGGAAUGGUAUGCGGGGCGCAGCAAACACGUAGUACCGCCCCGCCCACUUUUUCUACUUUCGUGCCGUGAACAGUACGAGUAAUAUGCUUGAAACUCGGUAGUUUAAGGAGUUAUUUAUUACAGCUACACCAUCCUUUGAUCUUUGUUAUGAUGACGGUUUGUUAACGAAACGAACAAAGUUAACAAUCGCAUUAAUUGAACAUAGAUUUGACGUAACCCACAAUGUUUGACCUUGACCGAUCUUUCGACUCAAUAACAAAUCGUGUUUCUAUAUGUCGACCAAUAAAACAUAAUCAAAUAUCUUUUUGACAAUAAGAUACGGCCGAUCGUUGCCCAAUUAUAUAUGAAUCGGUUAGGUGUAAUAACGCUAUCUGUAUACUCUACUGUUUCUUGUAAGGAAUUAGAGCUCAACAAUCCAAGAACUGAAAUCUUUAAGGUCGAAUGCACUUGUAGCUUAGAGACUACGAUUAGUUGUAGGAGAUAGAGGAUUAUAAGCCAUGUCCAAACAUGCCUGACAAACAAUUGAAUAUUAUUACAAACAGAAUGUUUCACGGAUAUUUUUCUAUUAAGCUUAAAAUUGUAAUGCACAAAGACAUUUUCGUUGUAAAUAAUUCUAGUUGUUAAUGAUUAAUAUAAAAAAAAUAUUAUAAUCUAUUUAUUACUAAGUUAUUAAUAAGCUUGGGCUGUCGGACGUAAAAGCAUUAUUAUGUUACAAAGUUACAAAAUUUUUAUACGCUUUCGCGGAACUUUUUUUUUUUAAUAAACCAUUUGUUCU
Pararge aegeria (speckled wood butterfly) is the source of this 1574-nucleotide messenger RNA. Its product is annotated as transforming growth factor beta-1-induced transcript 1 protein. Gene Ontology annotation, molecular function: transcription coregulator activity. Bases 81 to 623 code for a protein of 180 amino acids. The record is from RefSeq and is a predicted model, not a curated record. NCBI's taxonomy places the organism in Eukaryota, Metazoa, Arthropoda, Insecta, Lepidoptera, Nymphalidae. The transcript has 6 exons. Gene Ontology annotation, cellular component: nucleus; Z disc.